AUGGGGCUAAGUCUGCUGGACGGAACAGCGACAGAACAGCGGGAUCCCAAACCUGAAACGUAUAAUGAAAUGUCACUAACAGAGCCAUUGGCUAAUGCCACCAAGAAGAGGAUGCAUGAUGACACCGCUUUGAGUCCUGCUAAGAAAAAGAUCAAAACAAGCCCUGAAAGUACAGUCAUCCAAAGCAAGCUGUCAGGGGGCACUGCUUUCACCUUUGAGGUUAGCGAGGAUGAAGAGGGUGAUGCCUGGAGAACUGAACUAGAUGCCUCAGGAACUGAAAAAGAUGAGCAUGAUCAAUUGGAAAAUAGAGAAAGCAGGGACAAACAAAAAAUACUUUAUCGUUGCAAACAUUGUGACUACAGUCACAAGUCAUCUCGCAGUUUGAGCACCCAUUACCAGAGAAUGCACCCUUACAUCAGGAAUGACUUUCAGUACAUCAUUAAUCCAGAUGAUUGGACUGCCACCUUCCGUUGCUUGGAGUGUCCUGUUGAGUUUGCCACCCCUGAUGACCUCAAGAAGCACUAUAGGGAUCAUCACCCAGAAGCUCCAGAUGUGUUCAUGAUGCGAUCAGAUCAGCUUGAUUUGGUGUACAAGUGCUUUGCCUGCCCAUUCACCAUUUCUAAUGGCAAAUACUUGAAACCCCAUUACAAAAACAAACAUCCAAAACUGAAAAUGAGCAGUCCUUUAAUGUACUGCAGUUUUACUGCCAAGCCUUCUAAAGACGAACCCUCUAAAUCACAUUUAGGGCAAACCUCCAGCCUAAAGAAUGCAGAGGUUGUCUCUCCUGAGAGGUCUCUGACCCCAUGUAAAGAAACUGUUAAUAUCAACUCUACACCCCCAAAAGAAUGUUCUGCUUCCAUGGGAGUGGAUGAGGAACUGUACCACUGCAAACAUUGUGCCUUCAGCAAUAAGUCAGUGGUUGUUGUGCUUGUCCACUACCAAAAAAGCCAUCCGAAGUCAGGAUUGACAAUUGAUGACAUAAAACAAGAAUCUCUUGCCACUUCCAGGGAAGCUAAGGAUGAAACACAGGCGUUUCCUCAAAAUAUGGUUUUGGAACCAUUCAAACUCCCAGAAGUAAAGUCCCCCAACAUGUCCCUCUUUAAACCCGAUGUUGCACAGGACGAUGUAGAGAACAUGUUUUUCUGCCAGCAUUGCAACUAUGGCAACCUCACAGUGAGGGGGGUGUUGAAUCACCAAAGGUCAAGACACAGUGAUCUCAAUGCUACUGUUGAACAGAUCCAUUUCCAUACUGCGGAGGUUCAUAGUCAAAGCAAAGUGCAGAUGAUGAGAGUUUGUAUUUCUGCCAGUUUUGUGGCUAUUGCAACUCCACAGUGA
This is a messenger RNA of Salvelinus namaycush (lake trout), 1335 nucleotides long. Its product is annotated as zinc finger protein 462-like. Gene Ontology annotation, cellular component: nucleus. Lineage: Eukaryota; Metazoa; Chordata; Actinopteri; Salmoniformes; Salmonidae. The record is from RefSeq and is a predicted model, not a curated record. The transcript has 2 exons. The coding region runs from base 1 to 1335 and encodes 444 amino acids. Gene Ontology annotation, biological process: regulation of gene expression.